Messenger RNA from Alligator mississippiensis (American alligator), 1682 nucleotides. It is a transcript of the gene BTBD16, whose product is annotated as BTB domain containing 16. NCBI's taxonomy places the organism in Eukaryota, Metazoa, Chordata, Crocodylia, Alligatoridae. The record is from RefSeq and is a predicted model, not a curated record. The coding region runs from base 1 to 1524 and encodes 507 amino acids. The transcript is spliced from 15 exons.
AUGAACGCUUUGCCUGACCCUACUGAUACACCUGUAUCUCUGUUUGAUGAAUCAGAGGACCUGGCAGCAAAUCUGAAAGUUCAGACACAACUCUGUAAGACACACUUAUCACAACAGGUUCAAAAGGGCAGCAAGCUGGAUAGGUUACAAACCCACCUACCUGAUACAAAAGAAGUCAUCUUUUCCCACACACAGAAGCUGAGUGAAGACAUGGAUCCAGAUGUGUCCUUAAAAUGCUUGGGCUUCUUGUGGGAUCUUCAUCGUAUCUAUCUAUUUAAAUCCAAGACACUGUCACAGCUUUUAAUUACAGCAGUCAAGUCAAGUAACCCAAGUGAUUUGGAAAGCAUACAAGGAAACAAAUACAAUAAUCAGUCUAGUCUGGCUGCCCAGAAAAGUAAAGAUUAUGCUAAAGAAAACACAAAAUUGAGAGCAGUCACUAUUUCAAUGGACAUCCAAGACCCAGAAAUCACUAGAAUCGGCUUUGCUAUAGCACUCAAGAAUUUAUACAAUACAGAACCAGAAGUCGAAGAAGCUGAUGUUUUGGCAGUCCUGGCAGCUGCGUCAGUGCUGCAGUUCCCUAGCCUUUUCCAGAAGUGUGUAUCCAUAAUGAAGAAUGGUAUUUCAUCAGCCAACGUCUGUAGUUAUUACUGUGCCGCUUGCAAGUACAAGCAGGAACUCCUGAAAACAGACUGUGAAAGAUGGCUAGAGUUGAACCUGGUUUCUCACCUUGGUUUUGAGAUCCAUCUAAAGAAUCUGCCACAAGAGCUACUGCAUAAAGUGCUGAAAUCUCCCAGGUUAUUUACAUUCAGUGAAUUCAGCCUACUGAAAACUACCCUCUUUUGGGUCUUCCUACAGCUAAACCCAAAGGUUCAGAUAAUUCCAUCACAUGAAAAAGUCUUGAUGUACUUUAGCAGUUUACCCAAGAGAUGUUCCUUCUUGGAAAGGGAUAUAGGACAGCGAUACAUAGCUAUUUUUCAAUCCCUUCGUUUACACGGAAUCACUUCAAGUAAGCAUCUAAAGGAUUUACAGAAGAUUAACUUCUUCCCACUGCCAUGGCUGACACAGAUCCUGUCCAACCAUUACCAUGCACUGGAAAGUGGUGGUGACAUGCCAUUCCAGAAAGAUUUUUCCACACAAGCUGUGAGAUUUGGUCUGGUACUUAAACAGGAGCCAAGAUAUCAUGAGGAAAUAAUUUCCAUUUAUGGAUUCUUCUUUGAGAUAAAAGCAGUCAAACAUGAAGCUUCAAUGUACAGUUUUUACAUUAAAAGAGUAAAACACACAGACCCAGUUUUAUCUUUUCUUGCUGCUGAAUGUAACUGUGUAAGCCUGAGACAAGAUCGUGAAGUUAUAUAUGAAAUAAAAGCACACUACCUGAUCAAUGGGAAAUGGAGGGAAUUCAGUACUGAUAAACUUACCCAAAAAUUUGGAGUUACAAAACCAUCCUGCAAAAGCCAGGUCCUCAAAGUAUGGAUACCAUCAAUUCCCAUCUACGUGACAUAUGCUCUUCUUUUUCCAUCGUCUUAAUUCACUAAAAGUAUACUAGGGUUUUGUUGCUUGAAGACCUGAUUCCAGUACCUGAUAUGAUCAUCUAGUAGAAUGUCAUAUGUAAAAGGUGCAUUCUGCUUAGCCAACUAACCACAUUUGUCAUAGCAUGAAAAUAAACAACUGCAACCUUUCCUCGA